AUGAUUCAAUCACCACCCUCAGCGGCGGCCCAACGCCCGAUCCAGUCGCAGCGUCGGCAGCAGAACCACCCGGACCAGAUGCAAGCAUCGCCAACAGCCAUGAACACGUCUUCUGGUACAGGUUCCGAAGUCAGAUCUUCGUCUGGCUCAGGACGUUCUCAAAGGAGCGCGAAUCCCGACAAGCAGAUUUCGCAGAUCGAGAAGAGCGUGACCCAUUUGUUGGUCGCUACCAAACAACUUCUGGAGACCUUGACACAAUGGUCGCGCGGACAGGCACAGGAAGAGGAGGUGUCCGAUGUCUAUGUACGGUUGGGAUAUGAAUUCAACUUGGCAUGUCGUGCUUUCAAUUCAAUAGGAGUCGAGACCUCCGACCUGGGCCCUGUUCCUGAUCUUUUGCGGAGCAUUCUGGAGGACACCCUAAGCCAACCUGCCUCUCCUCAAGCUCUGGACAAUUACCUCCCACGAAUACGAGAUAUAAUCAUAAACCUGCUGCAUGGUCUGAAGAGGAAGCAAAGCAGAUUACGCGGGAGGACAACGAAGGAGACUGGGGCGGGCCAGACACGGGCUCCUAUCUCACAAAUCAGGCAGACGAGCGUAUCGACUACAGCAAGCAGUGAGACGGGGUUGACACAUAUGUUGGAAGAUAUACCCAGCGCGACGUCAAGCAUGCGUGGUCCACCGCCACAGCAAGAAAGCACUGCCUUGUCUGCACAAACGUACGAGCCCGCAAACGCAUCGGCGGUUCAAGCAUCGAAGCCCCCCAUAGGCCGACAAUCGCUUCGUCGUAAUGCCCCGCCACAGCUACCAGAUUCCGAUUCUACGUCGACCAUGUCUUCGAGCACUGCGGAAAACAUACCUGUCCUACCACCCUAUCAUGAUGUUGAUCAGCCACUGUUGACACCCUCGAUCAAUUUUCCUCAUCCUCCUCCACCACCGCCUAAAGAGACCGAUGCCCUCACAAGAUUACAACGUGGAGGAGACUUGGAACGGCGGGCAUCGAGAAGAUUUUCCGCGUAUCAAAUACAAAAACACCUUGGCGCCUCCCCUAAUGGAGUCCCAGUUAUACCUCCUGCCCAAAACUCUCCUAUUCCCAAUCGAGGGAAGGAGGUCCGCGAAUCCUUGUCUGCUGUUCGAUCACGGGGCUCAUUUCAGCAGUCAAGGUCGCGCUCCGUACGUCAAGCAGAUGCUUCACCAGGCAGAAGCGGCACAGUCCGAGCGCCUCAGAGGAUAUCGGAGGAAGCAGAACAAACCCCUGUCUUGUCUCUGGAGGCUGUUCCCCCAAUGAGGCCGCCGGAAGAGCCGCUGAAUCUUGACAGUCCUACAGUCAAGACGCCGGAUGAAUACCAUAAGCCUCCCGUGAGGAAGGACAGUGACGGAAACAGUCUUGUACUAGGAGCGACGGUAAAUGGACCCCUGGAGCCAACGCCUGAGGAACUGCAGGACACUGCCUCGGUUGAAUCACAGCCAGCUCCUCAACCUCCUGAACACAAAACAUCAGCCGAUCAAGAGUUCGACGAAAGCACGCCUGAGACUGUGCAACGAGAACCGAGGGAAAUUUACACUCCACCUCAGUCGCAGGUUGUGGCUUUGGACUCUUCGCCACCACAAGGGAAAGAGUUAACGCUCUUCUUACAGUACCGAAGCAAAAUCAAGAAAUUCGUCCUGGCAGAUGGCUAUGCAGAGCUUACCAUACCGAGGUUACAGCUCGCAUUCAUUGAGAAGUUUGCAUGGAACACUCAGCAUGAUGGUGGAGAGCUCCCUGAAAUCUAUGUGCAGGAUCCUGUCUCCGGCGUAAGACAUGAAUUAGAGGAUCUGUCAGAUGUCAAGGAUAGAAGCGUGCUCGUUCUCAAUGUUGAGCCGCUUGAUGAAGUCAAGAAACACAUUGAUGAAGGCCUAGGAGGACUCCACAGAACCAUAGAAGGUGUCCGAUCUUUGCUUGAGGGACAAGGUACACUGAUGCAACGAUUUUCCGAUCGACAGCUCGAGACUUCGAAGGAAAUGGCGCGAAUGUCGGCAGUUCCAAGCACACAUCCUUCACGAACACCCACACUCACUACUGGCCCCUUCUCCGGCUCAGCAGGUCCGUCAGCUCCAUCUGCGUCCAACUUGCAGGAGAUUCAAGACCUACGCCGGGACAUUGCGGUAUUGCGACAGACAUAUUCUACAAUGUCCUCAGAUUUCAGUGCGGCAAUGACCGACAUCAAAGCCAAAGCGGCCAACGUCAAGAUCGCUGCUGCCGAAGCUACGAACGCUUCAUAUAAAGGCGACGUUGGUCGCGCGCAUAUUAAUGAAGGCAAGAAGGCGCUGUCGGAUGACUCUGAGACCCUUGUCAGUAGAGUGGAUGAUCUCUCUGAUAUCGUUGAGGAACUGCGCAAGGACGUCGUACAAAGGGGCGUCAGACCAUUGCCACGACAACUUGAAGACAUAAGCAAAGAGAUCAGUGGGACAACGAAACACCUGAGCAAGGUAAAAGAAUUUGUCAAGCGCGAAAAGCCCGUCUGGACCAAGAUAUGGGAGCAAGAACUUCAAGUCGUGAUGACUGAAAGAGAUGAUCUGACCCAACAAGACGAACUAUUGGCUGAUCUUGAUGGUGACCUUGAAGACAUCACAAAUGUCUUCAAACUUGUGGAAGAGGCCACCAAGCAGCAGAAUCUCCAAAACACAACCACGGGCGGCCGCAAUCCCUCGAAAAGCAUUCCCUUUGAUCCAGAUGUCGACCCGCACGAGGCCAAAACUGGCAUGCUCGACGAAGUACGCGCACUGCAACCUAACCAUGAGAGUCGACUUGAAGCCAUCGAAAGGGCCGAGAAGGUCCGUCAGCGUGAGAUGCAGACCCGAAAAGUCGGCGAAUUUCAACGUGAAGUCGAGAAUUUCGUGGAAGAGGGCAAGCUCAAGAAGACUGGUGGUAUGGACGAGGUUGAGCGACGCCGGAAGAUGAGAGAUGAGCUGGCUCGCAAAGAGAACUGGGAUCGUCAACAAGCGAGAGCGGCAGAGUUGGAGAAGAAAAGAGCCGAGGAGGCUGCUGCAGCUGCGGCGGCGGCGGCGUCGUCUGCAGAGACCAAUGGUGCGCGGCACGAGUCGGACACUUCACAAGAGGGCGAGGCAGCUUUCCAAGACGCGAACGAAGAGAAUGUACAAUCACCAGAAGGACGUACAUCGCCCACUCCAGAUCCACUAGCUAUAAGAGGCGCUGCUAUCGACGAACAACCAGCUCCGCAGCUACCCGAGGUCAUUGCGGCGGACGAGAAGGGUCUCGGUAUCGCUGAUUCUAUGUUUGCUGCUAUCAUAGGCGUCCAUGCUAUGAUUACCGGCCAGGCUGCUGAAAAUAUCGAAGCUGAUCAAGAUACAGCAGAGAAUGAGGAUAAGGAGAAGGACAACAGAGGGAGUUGGUGGCAACCGGCUAUCUUCUCGACUUGAUCACGCCUCUCCCGAAAACACCAAUCAACCAUAUAAUGAGUGUACGAUGGACCUCGCCUCACUCACAGCGCAUCACAACGAGAGUGCCUCUACAAGGGUUGGUACCAUUGGUCUCAUUUCGAUUCGCCAUAUUUCGAAGACUUGGGAUUGUGACUGUCCAAGUUUCAACACCACAGAUCGAAGAGUUUGAUCUUUGGAAUGUGCCUGUUCUCAAUUUCGGUCACCUAGCCGGCCUGAUAGCGCAAAGCGUGGCGUUACUAAUGUCUGCGAGUUCCUUACCUUUUCGGCAGCAUCCUUAUACUUAUGGGCAUGUAUUGUAUUCAGCGGAUUCGCUCGACACUUGUCGUUGGGCUAGAGUUGGAUACUGUAUGAAGAUGCGAUUUUAGGGAGAAAAUUCCCUUACCAUCCAUAAGUUGAAAACAAGAUCCACAGAAUUCGUGACAUGAUUAUAUUAUAUUAUCCAGAGGAGACAAGUAUGUACAUCUU
Molecule: messenger RNA, 3903 nt
Organism: Exophiala viscosa
Lineage: Eukaryota; Fungi; Ascomycota; Eurotiomycetes; Chaetothyriales; Herpotrichiellaceae
Product: actin interacting protein 3-domain-containing protein
Exons: 3
Coding region: 1-3417 (1138 amino acids)
Biological process (GO): establishment of cell polarity
Cellular component (GO): cytoplasm; cell tip
Molecular function (GO): cytoskeletal regulatory protein binding
Source: RefSeq, a predicted model, not a curated record